GCUCAGUUUGAUUCUCUUUUUUAUCCUUCGUCUCUUCUUCCACUCUUCGUCUUACCACCAACAACACAUUAAACAAUGUCUGAGAUUCGAAGGAAAUUGGUCAUCGUAGGAGAUGGUGCUUGUGGAAAGACAUGCUUGUUGAUCGUAUUCUCCAAAGGCACUUUUCCAGAGGUGUAUGUGCCCACUGUGUUCGAGAACUACGUCGCCGAUGUCGAGGUGGAUGGGAAACACGUUGAACUGGCGUUGUGGGAUACGGCCGGCCAGGAAGACUACGACCGCCUCCGCCCGCUCAGCUACCCCGACUCGCACGUCAUCCUUAUCUGUUUCGCCGUCGACUCCCCCGACUCGCUUGAUAACGUCCAGGAGAAGUGGAUCUCAGAGGUGAUGCAUUUCUGCGCGGGGUUGCCGAUAAUCUUGGUUGGAUGCAAGAAGGAUCUCAGACGCGACCCUCGUGUGAUUGAAGAGUUGAGAAAGACGAGCCAGCGACCGGUCUCGCCCGAGGAGGGUAUGGCGGUUGCACAGAAGAUUGGAGCACGACACUACCUCGAAUGCUCAGCCAAGACUGGCGAAGGCGUCCGCGAAGUCUUCCAGUACGCAACCCGAGCAGCUCUCCUCAGCAAGCCUGGAAAGAGAAAGCACAGCCACUGCAUUGUCCUCUAAUGUCAUCACUGUCGUCGUCGUCCCCCUCCAUCCAUCCUCGUCGUCCCCCUUCCCGUCAUUUGGAAUAUGAACAAUCGUAAUCGUCGUGCGUUGCGCCCGUCUUGAUGUAGAUGAUCAUGAUCGGUUUUGGUGAGGGGAGGGGAGGGAGGGCAGAGAAUUGUUGGAUGGAUUUUCUGCGUGGUUUUGGCUCCAACGGACCUCUGCCUCUCUCUUGUUCUUGCGUGCACCCCCCUUCCCCCGCCGACUGUUCUGGUUUCCGUUCCCUUUUUUUUUACCCACUAUAUGUAUCUCGUCUCCUUGCGGGCUCACAAUUAGCUUUGUUUCCCUCUCCCUCUGUCUCUCUG
Messenger RNA from Coprinopsis cinerea okayama7#130, 1004 nucleotides. RefSeq names its product small GTPase-binding protein. The record is from RefSeq and is a predicted model, not a curated record. NCBI's taxonomy places the organism in Eukaryota, Fungi, Basidiomycota, Agaricomycetes, Agaricales, Psathyrellaceae. The transcript is spliced from 5 exons. Gene Ontology annotation, molecular function: GTPase activity; GTP binding. Gene Ontology annotation, biological process: small GTPase-mediated signal transduction. Bases 76 to 660 code for a protein of 194 amino acids.